Messenger RNA from Hyposmocoma kahamanoa, 5001 nucleotides. RefSeq names its product sorting nexin-25 (gene snz). The coding region runs from base 92 to 2869 and encodes 925 amino acids. NCBI's taxonomy places the organism in Eukaryota, Metazoa, Arthropoda, Insecta, Lepidoptera, Cosmopterigidae. Gene Ontology annotation, molecular function: phosphatidylinositol binding. The transcript has 16 exons. Gene Ontology annotation, cellular component: intracellular membrane-bounded organelle. The record is from RefSeq and is a predicted model, not a curated record.
GGUUUGGUUAGCUUUUGUGUGGUGUUUUCCUUCAGUUUGGACUUUGGUUUACUUAUCGCUGCUUAGUAUUUUCCUUAUAUCGGGUGUGUUUAUGUUAACACUUUGGUGUCAUGUUGCGCUGUCUUCGCCGCAUCAAACUUCGCUAUUCUUAUUGGAAAGGCUGGAAAAAGAAGUGCGUCAACUAGAGGAAACGUUAAAGGAAGAUCAAAGUAACUGGCCGCACUCAACAAAGAAGACUCAUUUGCCAGUGAUAUUUGGACGUACAGUGGACAGCCAAUUGCAACUACUCAUAGACUAUGUCCUCAGGGACUUUGUGGUAAAAUGGCUGAAUGAGCUUUCACAUAGACCUGAGCCAGUGGUGGAUAAGUUUAAAGAACACGUAUGGAGUGCUAUACAAAACUUGUAUGAAAGGUUCCAAAGAGUAGAUGCUGAAAAACUUAUAGCCAAUGAUAUGAUCACUAAGAUAACUCAGCAUUUUGAAAGGAUUAGAAUAGCUCAAAGUUGUGCGAUGGAAUUGAAUCAACCACCAGUAUUUGCCCUGUCCCCACACCUGAUGUCCCCAGAGACAGAGCUACAUUACCUGCGGCAGAUCAGCGAACUGCUCGUCAUGUUUUUGCUGCCAAGAUGCUACUCACUCACGCCUGCCUCACACUUGAUGAGGGAAAUACUAGCUUGCAAAGUUCUCCAGCCAGCAAUCGACUUGAUAACAGAACCAGACUACAUCAACCAAAAGAUCAUCCAAUAUCUCGAAGCUCAAAAAGAAGUGGACGCAAUGCAUCUAAAAACGCACGAGUACGCCAAAACUUUUGAAGACUACAUACGUCUAAUAAACAGCUGUAAUAAUGUUGAUACACUGAAACGGUUACGAUAUGACGUGGUAACCCAAAUAAUGCAAGCAACGACGCUGCAAAACAUGAAGCGCGCUAAAGGGGUGGACGUUGACGCGAUCGAGAAGACCGGCCACCACAACGUCAGCCGGCAGCAAAUCGCUGAUGCCAAGAAACUGAAGAGGUACAUCAACCAGUUGACCAUCGCGAAAGCCGAGUGCGAAAACGCUUUGAGGAAAUUGGGCUGGGAUGGCGCCUUUCCUGCUGUGGAGCAUGGGAAUAGCAAGACUUUGCCCUUGCACACCGUAAUGGAGAGCGUGACGGGCCGGCGGUACCUGUCGAUGUUCCUGGAGGAGAUGCACUCGCAGGGAUUGGUGGGCUUCUGGAUGGCCGUGGAGGAGCUGCGCCUUAGCCCGCGCAGCAGCUGGCACCAGCUCGGCGCUGAGAUCUUCUACACGUACAUCAGGUCGCCCAGUGCCGAGAUCAAGGUCGACAAAGAUACCAGGAAGCGAAUGGAAGCGUUCCUCCUCGGGGACAAAGGGCCCGAAGUUUUCUAUGAAGUCCAGGAGACCGUCAUGGACACGAUUCAGGAGAAAUAUUACCACUCAUUUCUCAUGAGCGAGCAGUACAAGGCUUUGAUCGCCGAACUUGCCACCGAGGAAGCUAACAACAAAGAGAUGGGCGCGGAGCGGUCCCCCGUCGAGGAGCGGCAGCCGUCCAGCGACUCGUCGGAGGGGGGGGCGGGCGCGGCGCCGCUGCCGCUAACGGAGCACUCCACGUACGCGCGGCGCAAGCUGGACCAGCUGCAGGAGCGGCACCACAACAAGACGCUGGCGCUGGCGGCGCUGCGCGCGUCGCUGAAGCCCGAGUCGCCGGCGCUGGCGCUGCUGGGCGCCGAGGUGGAGCGCCUGGCGGGCGAGCGCCGGCGCCUGGAGGCGCACCUGCAGCGCACCGACACCUGGGCCGACCACCUGGGCGGCUGGCGCGCCACCGUGCACAGCGCCGAGGUGGUGGACGAGUCGAAGCCGCCGCAGUUCGUGAUCGUGGUGCACAUGGCGGAGCAAGAAGAGCAGCAGCUCGGCGAAGACCGGCCCGAGCACAUCACCACCGGCUGGGUGCUGCUCAGGACGCUCGGCGAGUUCCAGGAACUACAUCGAAAAUUAAGGCCUAUGUGUUCGGAGCUGAAAAACUUGGAGCUGCCGUCGAACUCAUUUAAGUUCCUCUUCGGGAAAAAUGAUAGGAAUUCAUUAGAAAAAGCCAAAAUUUUAAUACAAAAAUAUUUAGAAUUCGUCCUGGAAGACGACCGACUGAACCAAAGUGAAGCGUUGUAUACAUUCCUAAACCCCAGUUCGGAAUACUUGAAACAGGGGGACUUGCCAAAAAAGAACAAAUUCUCAUUUUCUACAUUAUUCAAGAGCAGCAGCAGCAGCGACGCGACCAGCCGGAGCUCGCAGGAGCGCGACGCCUUCGCGCAGCUGUCGGCCGACGACGACGACAUCUCGCUGUACCUGGACGGGAACGGCGACGCGGCACACAGGGCCGUGGCCUCCGGGCGAGGUGCCGGCCUGGAGGAGCGCGACGCCGUGGCCGAGCCGCUCUACGCGCUGCUCAGCGAGGUGUUCGACAUGCGCGGCGUGUUCCGCUGGCUGCGCAAGACGCUCGUUACCUUCGUGCAGAUCACCUACGGCCGCACUAUCAACAGGCAAAUCAAGGACACGAUCGCGUGGUUGUUCUCGGAGCAGAUGCUGCACUACUACACGGGCGCGGUGCUCAAGGCCUGGUGGCCGGGCGGGCAACUGGCGCAGGCCGGGCCGGCCAGGGCCGCGGGGGACCGGGAGCGGAGCCGCGCGGCGGCGGCGGCGGCGCUGCGGCUGACGGCGCUGCGCGCGCUGGCGUCGCUGGUGGGCGCGGCGGCGGCCGAGCGCGGCGCGCGCAAGCUCAGCCGCACGCUGCAGCAGCACACGCACAACAAGCAGCUCUUCUACGAUUUAAUGGAACUCGUCCUUCUAGAAGCAUUUCCUGAGCUCAAGCGCUAUCAAUAGGGAAACAUAGGGUAAGAUAAGCACGACAAUAGAACUGUCUUUGUAUUACUCUACAGGGAUUUUAUCCAACUGUAUACUUUCUCUUUACCUUGUGAGUCAUUUAAGAAUAUUUUUAUUUACUACAUUUUUCUUGUACACUUUUAACUGAAAAUUGCACUGAAUUAUCGUUUCCAGUGUAAUAAUCUAUUCAGCAAUGUGAUUGCAAUGAUCUCAAUAUGUGUUCGUCACCGCUUAAUUAUUCGAGCAUGGUAAAUAAGUACUGUCGCUGGGGAGUGAAGACACGAGUUCAAUAUUUGGCAGGAUAAUAUUCUGCAGUGCACGCGCGCUUUAAUUCCUCUUUUGUAAUGCUUCGGCGCAGCAAUGGAAUACACUACAUCUGUGUUUCACGAAAAGUACAAUUCAGGGCUAUUUAAGGCUGGUUUCACAGCUGUGCGUAAGCCUGCGGGCAUCCGCAUACGUAGAAUCCGCAGUGUUCUGAAUCGAGUAUUGAAUUUAAUGCGGAUAUUCACGAAAGACAGUCGUCUACAAUGAACGCACGGGUGGUUUGUGCGGAAUGCACGCGGAGCGUAUUCCUUACGUAAAACGAUGUUCUAUCGCUUAUGUUACUUUGCUCCGGUGCUCCGCGUGGACGGUCCGCAGAUGUAUCCGCACUGCUCUGAAACCAGCCUUGGAUUAUGUACGUGUACCAUGUAAGUUUAAUACUAGGUGAGAUUGUGGCUAAGCGACUGUUGUAUAUUGUCCACAACAAACACCAAUUAAUACUAGACACGGUAGCCACGUUGGGGCAACAAUCGCUGGUUCAAGUACAGUCAAUAAUUAUAACAAACUAGUGGAGUAUUUUCGCAAAUAAUAAAAGAAUGUCAUGGUAUUAAUAACAUCAUAGUUUUCAAUAAAAAUAAAGUAUUAGACACUCAAAAAAAAUAGAUUCUUUGGAAAAACGCAUCGGAAUUCUCAUUCUGGUUUUGCACAUCCAGUAAAUUGCUGGUGAAAUUACAUUAAGUCUCAGUGGCAGUGACCUUCAGAUCUUUGCGAUUUAAAGCUCUGAGUGGCACUGUAACUGUUACGGGUCGACUUGUAGCUUAACACCAGGCGCCCGACUUGUUCGUCCCGUCACUUGAUGUUAUAAAAAAUGUGCUUCUUGGACAUACAAGGUUUUCACUCCCAAGUGACGAUACAUAACCUAUGUCUAGUUAUUUAAGAUUGUUAAGGGCCUCAGCUCAUCGACUCGGUAAUUUAAACUAAAUAUGACAUGUUUCGUUGGUGCUCGUUGUAGGAGAUGCGUGCGGGAUCUUCUUAAAAUUGGCACAAACUUGUUUCGGCAAAUGAAACAAACUAUUUAGAUUUAAAAAAGCUGACUCGCAACGUUUAACUAUUUUCAAAAGUAAUUUCAGACUUAUCGGCUUGUUAUAAGGUGCAAAGUCAAUAAGUGUAAACUUACGACUCACGUGAUAAUUGUAGCGUAAGCAUUCCCAGUAAACGAUCUCGAGUGUUGUGCAGAUUUCGACUAGACAUCGCGUCCGUGCCAAAAUUUACACUCUCCAAUCUUAAAUGCUUAAAACAGGUGUUGGUUUUAUAAACAAUGAGUGAUGUAGAACAGUAAUGAUGAAUUGAGUGUUGUAUUUAAUUUGCACCAGUUUUGUGAAUACGUACCUGAUCUGGUUUACUGAAAUAUUUAUUUGUAAUUUUUCUAGUCUUUUCUCGUAAUUUCUUUUUUAUUUAUAAUCAAUUUUGAGUUGUAAACGGUUACCAGUUAAGUAGAUAAUGUUUUGUCCUCGGCUGUGGUAUUCAAGGUGCACUAAGCAAUUGUUACUGUCUGCACUAAAAUUUCCAAUUAUAUAUAUUUUCUAAAAUUGUAUUCGUGUUCGCAUAUUUUUGUAAAUUAUAGGUCCAUAACCCAUUUGUCAGAUUCUGAAGCGUGUCUGUAAGUGGGGUUCAGACCUAAGGUGAACUGUGUACAGAUGUGGUGAAUAAACAUUACACAUCGGGAAAAUUCGGAAACCUUGAACAUUUAUGAACGCUGUUGCCGCAUUGUCUAUGAUUUUGACGUUAAACAUUCUACUUUUUGCUUAUAUUAAUGAAGUUUUCCGUUUCAUAAUUUAAGGGGUUUUGCAGCAUCAUCAUCGAUAGCCUGA